Pleurotus ostreatus (oyster mushroom) is the source of this 4731-nucleotide messenger RNA. RefSeq lists its product as uncharacterized. Gene Ontology annotation, biological process: DNA damage checkpoint signaling; regulation of translational initiation by eIF2 alpha phosphorylation. Gene Ontology annotation, molecular function: protein binding; eukaryotic translation initiation factor 2alpha kinase activity; ATP binding. The coding region runs from base 1 to 4731 and encodes 1576 amino acids. Gene Ontology annotation, cellular component: cytosol. The transcript has 29 exons. The record is from RefSeq and is a predicted model, not a curated record. Lineage: Eukaryota; Fungi; Basidiomycota; Agaricomycetes; Agaricales; Pleurotaceae.
AUGGAAUCAAACGAAGAACGACAACAAGCAGAGAUUACAGCUCUCAAAGCCAUAUAUAGCACUGAUUUCACCCAACCACCACCACCGACGGCAUGGAAGGCGGCGACGCGACUGCCCGAGUUCAUUAUCAAAGUCUCCCACCCAAGCUGCCCAUCGAAAGUGAACUUCCAACUUAAUGUAAAGCUACCACGAACAUAUCCUGCAGUCGCAUCACCGACGCUAGCGAUCCAAAAGCCCGUCCAUGGCUUGACACACGAGCAGGUCACCAAGCUCACUCAAGCGCUUCACGAAGAAAUGCAGAAGCACCGAGGGCUGGAAAUGAUCAUGGAACUCGUCACAUUUGCUCAAGACUGGCUCGAAACGUACGCAACGCCUCCUGCAGAAGUCGUUGGCUCGCUCGCGACGCAGAUGAACAAACGCGCGAUGGACGAAGAACGAGAACGCCAGAAACGGGUAGAACGAGAGGCUGAAGCUGAACGCGCACGCGCAGCCCAGCUCGCGGAGGCCCUCAACGAGCAGAUCCGAGUAGACGCGCAGAAGCACCAGCAAGCGAAGGAGCAGCAGAUGCAGUCAAGGAAGAGGGCGAACUCUGAGACGACGGAAGUGCCCAUUCCAGGAGAGACGCCUACGGAGACGUUCAAUUCGGAGAUAUCAUUCAAAGGCGUGGUAUUCAACUCGGUUAAGAUUUUUCAUCCGAAGAAUGAGGGUCUUGGGACGGCAUAUCUCGCUGACCCUGUGUGCGACGAUAUCAAUGUUACCCUUCCCCUCGAAGUUCUUGUGUACACCUUCGAGUCCAGUUAUUAUUCUUCCAAUCAAGGCAAGCGCAAGCUCAAGCAAGUAGAGAGCGACAUCCGUAGACUAUCAGCCAUCCGCCACCCUAACUUAUUGAGCGUACUCGCCGUCAAGCUCCAUCUUUCGCACUCCCAGGGGCCGUCGCAGUUGGUGAUACUAACGGAGCAGAGACCGGCGUUAUCGUUGCAAGAUAUCUUAGAAGAUUGUCAAUCCCUUCGUGAGGAGCGUGCGUCGGCCUAUCUCGCACAGAUCCUCUCCGCCCUCAAUGCCGUCCAUACUGGGGAUCUUGUCCACCGAGGUAUAUCCACACGGUGCAUCGGAAUUGCUUCCCAAGAGGAACCCAGCCAACAGAAGCUCGUAAAGCUAGGCAAUGUAGUUUUCUACACUCGCCUCCUUGACCUUCACCGGUCGAAUCCCUUCGGAUCGAGUGUCUCCCCCUCGUUUGACGAACCACGGAUGCCGGAUGCAUGGGAGUGUAAGGACGUCAAGAAUGAUUCAGCACUAUCGUAUACCCGACACCGGGAUAUCCACGCUGUCGGGAUCGUUCUCCUUCAGAUGCUGAUAGGACAUGAUGUCAUGGAACGGUUCGAAGACCCGCAAGCCGCGUUGCAAUAUGCGAUCAUAUCUCCAUCCCUGCAACAACACGCGAUGAACAUGCUGCUUCCGAAGAAGAGUGUCUCGUGCAUCACUUUGCUCGCCGACCUCGCGUCUACGUCGUUCCACAGCCACCAAGCGCAAACGCGCACGCCGUCCAUACCGUUCAAUGAUCCUCGGACACCAAUGCCUACGCACCACGUCUCAAGUUCACCCGAAAUGGACUAUUUCAAGGCGCCGAUGAGGAGCAGGCAUACCAGUCGGUGGAAGGAGGACUGGGAGGAGCUCGAACUUCUGGGCAAAGGAGCAUUCGGUUCGGUCGUGAAGGCACGCAAUAAGAUCGACUCUCGGAUAUACGCUGUCAAAAAGGUCAGGCUACGGACGAUGCAGAGUGAUAGCAAGAUUUUCAGAGAAGUGAACGCCCUCAGCCGCCUCUCCCAUCGUUUUAUUGUCCGAUAUUACACCACAUGGGUUGAAGCCUCUGAACCCGUCUCAACGGCUGCCUCGGACUCCGAGAGCAGCGACUCAGGGACUGAAUAUGGCAUCUCCGUCGCUCCCUCCCAAGACCCAUUCGCCACCAGCAACCAUAGCGACGGGAUUAGUAUUGACCUGAACGACCUUGACGUGAUGCACCGUUCCUUGUCGAGGAGUACCUCGUUUCCGAGUAUCCACUUCACGCAUUCGUCGGAGAAGGGCGAGGACGAGAGCGAUAAUAGUAGUAGUAGCGACGGAGUGCUUGGGCUGGAACCUCUGUACAGAAGGCCGACGCCGAAUGUGCAUUUGAACGGGCAUACCAUUGAGGCACCGCCCAUGGUGUCUGCCCCGAUGAUAACGAGAACACUGUAUAUCCAGAUGGAGUUUGUUGAGCGCCAGACGCUGAAGGAGAGAGUCGAUGAAGGGAUUUCUGAAGACGAAGCAUGGCGGUUGUUCCAGCAGAUUGUUGAUGCGCUCGUUCAUAUGUCGUCUCUCGGAAUUCUCCACCGCGAUAUCAAGCUCACGAAUAUCUUCAUUGACGGCAAGGGAGAUUGCAAAGUCGGCGACUUUGGUUUGGCCACUUCAAGUCUAGCAGCUGUCGACCCUUCGGACGUUUCUCGCCCUGGAAUCACGAUGGACAGCGAGAUGACGCUGGAGGUUGGAACCCGGCUAUACAUUGCGCCGGAGGUCCAGUCUCGUAAACGCGGGCCGAGGAACCAUACCAAGGCCGAUAUGUACAGUCUCGGGAUUGUUUUCUUUGAGAUGAACUUCUUUUUCGCCACCGGCGCUGAGCGCAUUGCUGUCAUUGAGAACAUACGAAAGCCUGAGGUUAUCUUCCCGCCUUCUUGGGACCCGCAUAGGAUUCGGCAGAAACAGAUCAUUACUUGGUUACUUCAGCACGAUACGAAUGAACGCCCUUCAGCUAUAGAAUUGUCACAGAGUCCGCUCUUGCCCCCUCGUCUUGAAGAUGAGUAUUUCAGAGGGGCUUUGCGUAUGAUGACGAAGCAAGAUUCUCCCCAUCAUCAAGCCGUCCUUUCCGCUCUAUUCAACCAGCCGGUUCAGCUUUCGAGGCGAUUCAUAUACGACAGAGAAGCUGACUUGCCUGAGCAUGCUAACCUCAACGGCAUCGUCGUAGACCGCCUGUCAUCUAUAUUCAGACUUCACGGGGCUGUAGAUAUUGAGCCUCCCCUGCUCAUACCCGUCGUCGACCCCGAGGAUGAGAAGACCCAUGCUACGUUCCUCGAUAGACAUGGCGAUAUUGUGAUGCUUCCCAAUGAUCUCUUGACGCCGUUCGCUCGACUAGCGGUGAGGACAAGCGUGAAGCGAAUCAAGCGCUACCACAUUACAGACAUCUACAGGCCCAACCCUGUUGCUGGGCACCCCAAAACUACGAAGGCUGCAAUAUUCGAUAUCAUCUCUCCAGAUCUGACUAGCGGGCCUAUCGCUUCUGCUGCUGAAAUCAUCAUGAUCGCUAGCGACCUCCUCGAUGGAUUUCCUUCACUUGAACAGAACUAUGAUAUCCAUGUAUCUCAUUCGAAUAUUGUCACCCAUGUACUAGAACGAAUCCCUCCAGCGCACCGCACGUCCGUCUUGGAAAUCAUCAAUCAACCCAAGUCGACGCCUUCCCAGAGGCGCGCUGCUCUCCUGAAGAAAGGCCUUCUACGUAGCGUAGUCGACGAACUUGAGGCGUUGGCCGAUGGCGAAACGGAUAUCGACGCUCUCUUAGCAAAGAUAGAGAAGCUCUCCCCUCAAUUAUUCGCCUUAAUUCAACCAGCGGUCGAGCAAGUCAAGUCCACCGUGCAAUGUGCUAUAGCCACCGGCGUGUCCAGGCCCAUCUUUUUCCAUCCGCUGAUGCUAGGUGCACAUCAUACUCAUUUCAAGAAUGGGGUGCUGGUGGAGGUCGUAAGGAAAAGCAAACGUACAGAUGUCCUAGCCGCUGGGGGAAGGUACGACGACCUCAUCACCCAAACAGGGCUCCCAAAAUCCAAGCUCGACUCGUCGUGUGCAUUCGCCUUCCAAGUCUCAGUGGAGAAAAUUACAAUGGCGCUCGCGACAUACCAAAGCACGUCUCUCAAGAUCCUCGUGAAAGAGCAGCGUUCGUUCGGGUUUUGGAGUCCCAGACGGUGUGACGUAUACGUUGUGUCUUAUCAUCCAGGUUACCUCCAGGAAAGGCUGGAAGUUGCGGCAUAUCUAUGGCGGAACGGCAUCAGCGCAGAUAUCAUGUAUGAAUCGGGGCUUACCGAUGUAGGUCACGAUGAUUACGUGGAGACGUGUCAACGGGAGGGUAUUCUCUUUACUGUAUAUCCCAGACCGAGGUUGCAGAGGAAGGAUCAAGCUGCCUUCAGGAUCAAGAGCAUCUUGAAAGGCACCGAAUAUGACGUGACGCGCCUCGAGCUCGUUCCCUGGCUUCUUCACCAAAUCUCAGAGCAGAAACGCGUGGAUCUAUCAACGUCUGGCGCUCGUAUGUUUACCGAUAUCACCCAAAACAAUGUGUCUUCCAAAGAUAUCGCGACUUCUUCCGACGUUCAAAUGGUUCUGCCUGGCGAUGCAAAGAAGAUGAAAUCGCUUAAAAAUAUGUACAUUGAUCGGGCCUUCGAAACCGGUGUACAGAUCAAGAAUUCCUUCCAAAAUGGAAUGCCUAUGCUCGGUGUGGAUGUCACGCCAACUGCGUUCGAUUCCAUGACCAAAAGCUCUACGUGGAUAUCCGAUGAUGAAGCAUGGAAGCCAAUAGCUGCCGACUUCCCUGCGAGCUCGUACUCGUACGCCCAACAGCUCCGGGAGCAAGUUAGGCAACGCAAGCUUGAAUCCCAUCCCUUUCUUUUGUUGUACUCAGUGCGCGACGAACGCGUACAGCUCGUAAAACUAUCAUGA